CUUGUGUGCUGUGGACAAGGGGGUGCAUGGGUGAAACAUGGCCGCCGUAGACCCAUCGAAGUCUCCAAAACGACAGAAAACCCCUGCGGAGGAGGUGGAAACAUCUGGGGAAAAGGCCGAGGCGGCGGAGUCGGGAUACAGCACAAACCAGAAAGAUGAGCCAACAUGUGAUAAAAUCGGGGGUAGUCCCAAGAAUGAGCACAGAGACGGUGUUGGCAGCGACAGCGGUGGUGUUGCCAGCCAUUCUGAGGUUAGUGUCGAGUCCGGUGCUGGAGCAGACAAAACGACAUGCAUUUUACCGGAGGACCUAACGGCGUCUGGAAAGAUGGCCGAGGCCCCUGGAAGCGAGCAGCGGGUUUUCGACUGGUCAGAGGCUGAAGACGAUGUCGAGACGCCGAAAACACACACGGAGGAAAAUGAUAAGUGUGACCAAGAAGAUGUUAAUGUGACUGCUGAAGAGGUGAAGAAGGAAAAGCAAGUUGAUGACAACAUUACUGAAGAUGCAGAAGUGGCCAAUGAGGGGGGAGACUCACAUUGUGAUGAGAAAAGUGCAGAGAAGUCCCCACCUGCAGAUCUUACAGGAGAAACUGAUGGUGUAGAGGAGAUGGUUGAGGAUGAAGAAGAGGCAGAGCGAGUCGAGGAUGCUGAUCCAACAAUUAAACAGAAAAAGUGUCGUUUGGUGUGCAAGGAAUGUGGAAAGAAGUUCAACCGUCGUGAGACUUUCAACCUUCACCGCCACUUUCACGCACACGAGGAUGAGCUCACACCCCUCACCUGCAAAGAAUGCGGCCUUACCUUCCAGCACCGCAGCAGCCUGAUCAAACACAGAAAUGAACACAAAGAGAAGGAGGAGCAGCUUUUGAAUUUAAAGAAGGAGGUGCAAACAAAGGAGGAGGGUAGAUUUCAGUGCGCAGAGUGUCAGCGGAUCUUCUUUGCAGUCGAUAAGCUGAGGGACCACAACUGCAGUAAUACAGUAGAAAAGCCUUACCACUGCCCCCUGUGCCGCCAAGAAUUCCAGUUCAAAGUGUCUGUCACUAAGCACAUGAUGUCUCAUUCCCAGGAGAGCGGCUUCACCUGCCAAGAGUGCAAUCAGACUUUCCCAAGCACCGUGGCCCUACACUUCCACCAGAGAAGCCACACUGCUCUCAAACCCUACGAGUGCCCAGAGUGUGGCAUGGUUUUCAAACACUACUCCGUCAUGGAAGACCACCGUCGCAAGCACACAGACAACAGUCGCUCUCAUCUGUGCAACAUCUGUGGGAAAACUUUCAAGUACAGCAGCCUCCUCCAUCAACACCAGUAUCUGCACACAGGCCAGAAGCCCUUCCGCUGCCCUGAAUGUGGCAAAAAAUUUGCUUUUGCACAGAACAUGAAGGCGCACUGCCGUCAACAUAGGCUAGGUGAAACCAACUCUGUCAGUGAGCCGCCCAGCAAACAGGCCCCUGCCCCUGGACAAGACGUGGUUAAAAAAGCGGGGAAAGAGAACGCACAACAGAGUGAGGAACCAAAACGCACAUUCAACUGCCCUCUCUGUCCCCAGACCUUCUCUGUACCAGCCAAGUUGAGAGCCCACAUGCUUAUUCAUGAGGCAGAGUAUGAGAAGCUGGAGAGAACGCCUCAAACCCAGAGGGAUGCGAACAAGUACUGGGAAAAAGGACACACCUGCCCACACUGUCCUAGUAUUUAUCGUGAUGAGUCUAGUUUAAAAGUACACUUAUUAAGCGUCCACAAGACAACCACACAAUAUUUAGAAAAGUUUGCAGAGCCACCUAAACAGCAGUUUACUCCAUUAGCUACUGAUAAUGUGCAGGGGAAGUGGAAGAACGAAAGCCUAAGUAUUAAGUCGUAUAAGUGUUCAGAGUGCGGCAAAACAUUCCGCCAUCGCUCAGUGUUAGAGUUGCAUAUGCGCAUACAUUCCAAGGACAAGCCUUAUCAGUGUAAAGUGUGUGGCAAGGGCUUCAGAUUCAGCAGCUACCUGCAGCAACAUCUCAUCAUCCACACCGGUAAGAAGCCAUAUAAAUGUCCAGAUUGUGGAAAAGAAUUUGCCUUCCUGCAGAACAUGAGGACGCAUCAAAAGCUACACCAGGAAAAGCCGUUCCGCUGCACCAGCUGUCGCAAAGGCUACAGUGAUGAAACCCAGCUGCAGCAACAUAUGUUAUCACAUAACGGUGACAAACCUCAUAAGUGUAACCUGUGUGACAAAAGCUUUGGGUUAGCUUAUUUGCUCCGUGAUCACAUGAACACGCACACAGGGGAGAGGCCUCAUCGUUGUGAUGAGUGCCACAAAACCUUUUCCUGGUUUAGCAGCCUAUUAGUUCACCAGAAGAUCCACACUCGCAAGAAACCGCAUUCCAGCCAAUACAAUAUUUUCCCUGUUGGGGCGAGAAUGAGAGGCAGGGGUAAGAGAGGAGGGAGGUUAGUGUGGGGCUGGUCUAGACCUUUAGGGGGUUCGGGGAUGGUUAGUCAUCAGCAGCCUCUGUAUCCUCUCUCUCCAUUGAGGGAUGCUGAUUUGCACAGAAGGGUACCACAGCCGCCGUCUUCCAUGCUCCCGAAUCGCAUGGAUUUACAAAGCAGGCAGCAGAAGGAGCCAUGGCUGUCUGAGCCACAUGCUCAGCCAGUGCAGUGGAAGGUGGACGGUGGAGAGGUGAUGCCUGUCCCAUCCACAGGGCAACACAGAGCUCCACAGCAGACUCAGUUUGACAGCCCAACACCGGCAGGGCUGCAACAGCACCAUCAGAGAAGUCCGGGCUGGGCAGACAUCCCUCUGUUAACUCAGUCAGGCCCCACUUCAGCUCAAAGCUCAGAUGCACACAUGAAAGAGGGGGGGUCCUCCGUUGUCAGCUCUCACCCAGUAAAUGUGCCAAAAAAAUCUAGCCCUUCAUCCGUGAGUGAGAUGGUGCAGCUCAGGCAGCACAAGCCUGCCACUUGGAGCAGCAGCCCCACCUCCACAGUGCUAGCUUCCACGAGCUCCGUACAGCACGACUUCUCCAUUCCCUCCUCGUACAUGGAUGGUGCAGCACUGUGGAGCAUCAGGCCCGCUCCACUAGCAAACUCUCAUAGCUCUCCGAAUAAGCUCGUGCAAGAGCUUCAGCUGCCUAGAUGGGCCGGUGUCCCACUGUCAUCACAAAAAGAGCCAUCCACACCUCCCAAGAAAGAGGACAGGGUGUGGGACAUGAGUACUUCACAAGUUUUGUCUUCGACUGUUAUUCAGCCAGAGAAGCCAUGGAACGGCUGUGAGCCAAAAAAGCCGUGGGCUUCAGGCUUAACAGGUGUGUCCACCUCAGCUCAAAUAGACCAAAGCAGUGCUAUGCCAAUUUCAACUCCUGUUUCUCACGGGGUUGGUAACACCUUGUGGGACAUUCAAGCACCUCCAGGGAUUCCAAAGACUAUAAACUCAACAGAGAAAUUAGUAAAUAACCAAGAUUUUCAACUGCAGCAAAAGCAGGUGUCACCCAGAUGGGGCAGUGUGCCGACAGCCACGCAGAAAGUUCCCAUCUCCAUCCAAUACGAACCUCAUCGUUUUGGCCAGGGGAUGGGAACUCCAGUAUGGGGCUUCCAAAAUAAUCCUGUGGGUCCUCAGGCGCUGCUCUCUGGGCAGCUUAAACCGGGCAGUGGACAGGAGCUGCAGCAGCAACCUAUGGUAACAGGCACUCAAAUAAUUAUAAAUCAGCCUUCUCCUUUUUUCUCACCUCCACUUGCUCCGCUCCCUCUUGCUUUGCCUGGCCCUCACCCUCUUCACUCUGUCGCAGUUGGCGCACUUCCAAGACCUCCACACCCAAAUAUUUUUUUCACACCACAGGCAGUCAUGAGCGAGAGGACACACAUGCCACAGACCCUGUCCCUACCUCAACUUGCCCCGCAGUCUGAACCUCACAAACUUGGAUCCCGUUUGCCUUUUGCCCCAGAACGGCUUCUCCAGUGCAUGAUAUGUGGAUGCUCUCUUCCUCGAGAGCUGGAUCUACAAAUGCAUUACUUGCAACAUGCACAAGGGGAGAUAUGACAUUUCUACACUAGUAACAAAACUUUUAUGUUUUUAUAGUUUUUACUCUGUAAAACCUCAUUUGUUUGACACCAUGUUGUGCAGAUGUACCAGCUGAGUGGAUGGGCAUUAAACAUAAAAAGAUAAAGGUGAAACUUGAGUUAGUUUGCACUUUUCAUUUUAAGAAUUUGAGCUGCAAAUAUGACUGUUCAGUGUGUUUUGAAAUGGAGGGUGUACACACGUGCCGUUAAACUUGUUUCACUAUCUUUUAAAUGCAUUUAAGUUUUCCAGAUGGGGUGCAGAUUAAUGAGGUUCUACAGGCUAUGUCUCAUUUAUUGCCAAUGACAUUUAGAUUUAGAUAAUAUUAGUACUUUUAUAGUUCCGUUCAUAUGUCUUGAACCAUUUGUACUGUGUUUCUUCAUGUACAGUAUACUGUGUGCCUUUUAUGAGUACAGUCUGCAUGUCUGCUGUCUUGGUAUUCUAGGCCCUAGUUUGUGCUUGAGGUAGACUCAACAAUGUGACCUCACUCCCAAAAAAGAAGAACAAAUAUUUAGAAGAUACUGUAAAGAAAUGUAAGUUUUUGCUUUUGGAGAGGUAAUGGAGGUUGCUGCGCUCACAGUUUAUGUUUGUCAGAACAUAGAAAAGCUGUCCACAUGCAACAAUAAUUGCGCUAGAUAGCACUUGUACUCAUAGGGCCAUGGGCUGGGUCCAAAUAUCUCACCAGACAAGCUGUCAUCUUGGUUAUUUGGUCAAAACAACAGUAUCUGUAAACAAAAUAUAAGGUGACCAUCCAUUCACAAUACGAGUUUUCUGUAAGUUAUUCUUGGGUGAUUAUUUUUAACAGAUAGAUUUGGCACCAUUGCAUAAUUAUUAAUGACACUGUUAAGUAGUGAAUUUUGUAAUAAACUAAACUUGGACUUA
This is a messenger RNA of Melanotaenia boesemani (Boeseman's rainbowfish), 4900 nucleotides long. RefSeq lists its product as uncharacterized. The coding region runs from base 38 to 4000 and encodes 1320 amino acids. NCBI's taxonomy places the organism in Eukaryota, Metazoa, Chordata, Actinopteri, Atheriniformes, Melanotaeniidae. The record is from RefSeq and is a predicted model, not a curated record. The transcript is spliced from 2 exons.